CAAAUCCGAGAAACUGUUCAGGCUAAAUAGUGCAGCCUCAACUCGACGCUUUGUUGGCUUUAACCCCAAAUUCUUCGUGACAGAAAUAGCCUCUCCCCGCAAUGUUAAUAUUAUCUGCACGUUGGAGCCGUAUCUAGGGUUGUAUCGACUAUUUCCCAUCUUAACCGUGAAAUUCUAGAUCUCGUGCCGGGUUAUACCAGUAGCCUAUAUAUAACCACGUGGGAAUUUUUCUCGAGCUUAUUUAUCAUGACAUUGAAACAACAGCUUCUCACUGAUAAGCGAAAAUGGAAUUUAGGGGUGUGAUAGGUAUCGUCGUGCUCCUAGCGGCGAGGGGUGCUUCUGCUAGAGACUUCCCAAACUGUCAAUCUGGGGCUCUCGCAUCCAACCAAGUGUGUAAUACUACACUAGACCCAUGGUCCAGAGCGGCAGCGCUUGUGGCAGAAUUUAGUCACGAUGAGAAGAUAUCAAAUUCCUGGGAUAAUUCUCCUGGCGUCUCUCGCUUAGGUGUGCCCCAAUACGAGUGGUGGAAUGAAGCUCUUCACGGCGUGGCCCGAUCUCGGGGCGUACAAUUUGCGAAUUCGGGUAACUUCAGCUAUGCGACUUCGUUUCCGCAACCCAUUACCAUGGGCGCGGCGUUUGAUAUGCCUCUAAUCCACUCCGUCGCCGAGACUACGAGUACAGAAGCUCGCGCAUUUAGCAAUGCUGGACGCUGCGGCCUUAACUUCUGGACUCCUAACAUUAACCCAUUCCGUGAUCCACGUUGGGGUAGAGGUCAGGAGGUGCCUUCGGAAGACCCUUAUCACAUGAGCCAGUAUGUGAUGCAGUUGAUUCCAGGCUUGCAAGGUGGUCUUAAGGCGGAUCCUUACUAUAAGCUAGCUGCGACGUGUAAACAUUAUGCCGGUUACGAUAUGGAGAACUGGAAGGGAAACAAGCGGUAUGCCUUCGAUGCUAAAAUCACCAACCAGGACCUGCAGGAUUACUACCUACAACCUUUCCGCGCAUGUAUCCGUGACGCCAACGCGCAAUCGGCCAUGUGCAGCUACAACGCCGUCAACGGCGUCCCGACCUGCGCCGACCCUUGGCUAUUACAAGACGUGCUACGUGGAUCAUAUGGCUUCACCAGCGAGGACCGUUGGGUCACAGCCGACUGCGACGCGCUGCAGAAUGUAUGGACGGACCAUCGAUAUGGCUCCUCAGCAGCUGGAGCCGCGGCCGCUAGUCUGAACGCUGGCACCGACCUCGACUGUGGUCAGUUCUGGCCCCAGAACUUGCCCUCGGCGUAUAACUCAAAGCUUUUCAACGACACCGUACUCGAUCGCUCGCUUAUCCGACGAUACGCUUCGAUGGUUCGCCUAGGCUGGUUCGACCCGCCAGCUCAGCAGCCGUACCGUCAACUUGGAUGGGAUGCGGUCGCUAAGCCCGAGGCUAAAGCUCUUGCAUUACUUGCUGCGCAGGAAGGACUUGUCCUCUUGAAGAACAAUGGUAGCGCUUUGCCGCUCGCUAAAUCGAUUAAAAAUAUUGCUGUAAUUGGACCACUUGGAACGGCGACGACACAGAUGCAGGGGAACUAUUAUGGUAUUGCACAGAGCAUAUCGACAGUGGUGUCGGCGUUCAAGGCUGCGGGUUACACUGUUACCAAUUCGCAAGGGUGCGCUAUUACAGGGUCAUCGAAUUCGGGAUUCUCAGCAGCGCUAAGCGCAGCUAAGGCUGCGGAUGCUGUGGUAUUUGUUGGUGGUAUUGAUACAAGCGUCGAGGCAGAAGAUCGCGAUAGAGAGCAAAUUACUUGGCCGGGACAGCAGAUCCCCUUGAUUAAGCAGCUGGCGGCGGCGAAAGGUAUAAAGCCGUUUAUCGUAGUGCAUAUGGGUACUAUGCUUGAUAGUACGGACAUUGCUGCUCCAACGGGUGCUGAUGCGCUAUUGUGGGCUGGGUAUCCGGGACAAGAUGGAGGUGCGGCUAUAGUGAGCAUUCUGACUGGAGAGAAAGCGCCAGCGGGUAGAUUGCCGGUGACGCAGUACCCUGGUGAUUAUGUCAAUCAGGUCCAGAUGACGGAUAUGAACUUGCGCUCUGGUACUGGAAAUCCUGGGCGAACUUACAAAUGGUACUCGAAAGAGCCGGUGUUUCCAUUCGGCCAUGGCCUUCACUAUACUGACUUCAAAGUCUCAUUACCGGCGGACCUCCCUACCACAUUCUCGGCUGCGGAUCUUACGGCAAAUGUCUCAUUUACGAAGACUGGCCCUGUUGCUUCAAGCAAUUACCCUGAUUUGGCACCUUUCACGUCACUACCUGUUUCCGUCGCGAACACGGGUAAUGUCACGUCCGACUAUGUCGUUCUAGCAUUUCUUAAAGGCGAGUAUGGUCCUGAGCCAUACCCUCUUAAGAGCCUGGUAGGGUUCACCCGGAUUCACGACAUCAAGCCUGGUGAUACGGCAACGGCAACAAUUGACCUUAAGCUCGGUGCGAUUUCGCGCAGUGAUGCAGAUGGUGCCUUGACGCUUUGGCCGGCGAAGUAUAAGCUAGUAUUAGACAUUGACGACCGUGCUGCGUGGGAUUUUGAGAUCACGGGUGACAAUGUAGUGCUAGAAAAGCUGCCGCCCAAGUCUAAGUAACUGGCCGAGAAAUAAACUGUAUAUGAUGAGGAAAAAAAGUAGCUCUAGUUUGUUGAAUGAAUUGCAUUAUUAGCGGUAUUGUGCACUGGCAUUAUUUCGAUCAAUUCGUUACCCCUGAAUUGGAAUCUACCCCUCGGUGGAGUCAACGCGGCACAGUUGGUACCCGUUUUCCUUCCAACGGUCAUUGCCCACGCAGGGAUUACACCAAAGCACGUCGUCCGGAUCUAUUGUUCGCUUGAUCUGAAGUAGGCGCUCAUAAUUUUCUCCCCAAAAGCUGUGUUGCCAGUCUGGUUCGCCGGGGUUGUUCUGUAUCUAU
Hypoxylon trugodes is the source of this 2922-nucleotide messenger RNA. Its product is annotated as glycoside hydrolase family 3 protein. Gene Ontology annotation, cellular component: plant-type cell wall. The transcript is spliced from 4 exons. Gene Ontology annotation, biological process: arabinan catabolic process; xylan catabolic process. Lineage: Eukaryota; Fungi; Ascomycota; Sordariomycetes; Xylariales; Hypoxylaceae. Bases 285 to 2606 code for a protein of 773 amino acids. The record is from RefSeq and is a predicted model, not a curated record. Gene Ontology annotation, molecular function: alpha-L-arabinofuranosidase activity; xylan 1,4-beta-xylosidase activity.